This is a messenger RNA of Gracilinanus agilis (Agile Gracile Mouse Opossum), 1308 nucleotides long. It is a transcript of the gene NEURL3, whose product is annotated as neuralized E3 ubiquitin protein ligase 3. The coding region runs from base 1 to 1101 and encodes 366 amino acids. Lineage: Eukaryota; Metazoa; Chordata; Mammalia; Didelphimorphia; Didelphidae. The record is from RefSeq and is a predicted model, not a curated record. The transcript has 5 exons.
AUGAACACUAUUGUGAUGGACCUUCAUGAACCUCAGUCUCAACUGGUGUCUCUAAUCAGAGCCUCUGAAAUUGGAUUUUCUGUACACCACCUGGAGAGAUCAAAUCCCAGAUUUGAGGUCCUUGAAUUUGAAGUUCUUCAAAAUGAAGGAAUAACAGUCAUCUUAAUAGUGGCAACCUCAGAAUGCCUUGAGAAGAAGAGGUCCUAUGAGCCACUCUAUUUCCAUCCCAAGGCCAAGGGCAACCAGAUCCUGCUGAAUGACUGCUAUUCCAGGGCAGAGAGGAUAUCUACCUUUCAUGAUGGCAUUGUCUUUACCAACCGGCCAAUCCAGCCUUAUGAAAUAGUAACCCUCAGGAUCCUGGAGAUGGAAGAUAGAUGGAACGGUGGACUUCGAGUAGGGUUCAGCUGCUUGAACCCCUCAAAUAUCAAUCCUUGCAGCUUGCCCCCUUUUAUCUGUCCUGACCUAAUAGCCCAAUCUCCCACUUGGGCAGCUGUCUUGCCUGAUCAGUUCAUUAAAGUUGGAGAUAUCAUCCACUUCUGGGUGAACAACUCAGGAAAAGUCUUCUUGAGAACCAACGAGGUCAAAAAGUUUCCUUUAUUUGGCAGAGUGACUGUGAGCUCUCCUCUCUGGGCAGUGUUGGAUGUCUAUGGAACUACAAAAGCCAUCGAGCUGCUCACUCCCAUGAGUAAAUCUUUCGGGCCUAGACUUGUGACACCAAAGUUCAAGGAUGAACCUCAAGACAUCUGUUUCUGCUUCCCAGAUGGAGAUGAAGAAGAAUGUUCUGUCUGUUUGUACCAUGCCAAGAACACUUGGCUUUUUCCUUGUGGCCACACCAUCCUCUGCUAUUGCUGUGCCAAUCGCAUCUUUAGAGACACUGCCAAGUGCCCCAUGUGCCGUUGUAAGAUUGAGCUAUUCUAUCUACAAAAUAAAUUCACUCCAGCAGAUCCUCAAACUUUCUCUUCCACAUCUACUAUUGCAGUGGAAUCCAGGCAGUGCAGAGGCAGGAGCACCAAGACCAGCUCCUCUCCAAACUUUGGUCCUCUUCCAUCCUCUCAUGACACCCUCUCCUCAAAGCUGGCCAUGCCAUUUCAUACUGAAUAAAGAGACUCUGUUGGUGACUUUUUUGAUAUUAUCCAUUCAGGCUCUGUCAUUUAACUCUUUGUGUGAACCUGGCCAACUCACUGAAUAUCUCUCAGACUCAAAUUCCUCAUCUGUAAAAUGGGGAUUCCACCUACCUCAUAAGCUUGUUGCAAUGAAUGAAUAAUGUACAGUAUGUCAUGUAACCAUAAAGUACUACAUGUUUACAAA